This is a messenger RNA of Cataglyphis hispanica, 14422 nucleotides long. RefSeq names its product neurogenic protein mastermind (gene mam). Bases 3993 to 7088 code for a protein of 1031 amino acids. The transcript has 7 exons. Gene Ontology annotation, cellular component: nuclear speck; nucleoplasm. Gene Ontology annotation, biological process: Notch signaling pathway; positive regulation of transcription of Notch receptor target. NCBI's taxonomy places the organism in Eukaryota, Metazoa, Arthropoda, Insecta, Hymenoptera, Formicidae. The record is from RefSeq and is a predicted model, not a curated record. Gene Ontology annotation, molecular function: transcription coactivator activity.
GUCGCAACGCACGUAGUCAGUGGCUGACGACUUCUCGGGGCGUCAGGUUCUAUGUAUCGAGGGAGGUCCGUUGUCGCUUCGCGUCUCCUGGUCUUGCCACGUGCGUAGCGCGAGACAAGCCCCAACAUACGCGAGAGCAUUGCCGACGAGACGCGUCGCGAGAUGUAACUCUGUAGCCCGAUAAUUUGGAUCUCUCACGAGAGAUCGACCUCUUGGCAAAUGCAAUCACGUGGAACAGAUAGUUAAUGAAAUUUACGGAAGCGAAGAGCGAGAAUAAUUCGAUGAGAAUUCGUGUCGGUGUAUCAGUUUUUUUCAGCGAUCGUAGUGAGUACUCUUGUCGUGGACGAUGAUAUAUCCUUUUCGGAUAACACAUUAAUUCGGUGAACGAAUGAAUUGUUACGACAAAACUUAACCGAAGGUUAUUGGCAUCGCGCGCGAAAUGGACCUCCGAUAAAAUCUGACAGUUCUCGAAUCUAAAACGUGAUGUAAUCGUCGAUAAAACUUUGACAAGGUGUGUUAUUUUUUUGUAAACACUCGAGAACGAAGAGCAAAGUAUUCGACGCGACAGGAGAUAUGCGAACGUUACGAUGUUAAAAUGUUUAAAUUUAUCGCAAUAACUUGAAGUACUUAUCGGGACUUUCGUUAGCAACUCUUAUCGAUACUACGAGAAUAAUCUGACCGUGCAACGUAAAUAUUAUGAAUGCACGGAUCUCUCGAUCGAGCGAAUCGAUUUCGGAUUAUCAUGCCGGCACGUCGUGGCCAAUGCAGCGUCGUUGUAAUCGCAUGACAACCUUGAAUGACACGCGCGGGAAAACUACGGAACGGAACCUCCGCUCGACGCUAAAGCCAUCGCUCCACCCAAGUAUAACAAAAGUGAAAUUUUAAGGCAACGAGAAUAAUGCAACGCGAAUGCAUCAAUCGCGAGAUAAUAUCGAAAACGAAGAUAGAAGAAUCUAAUUUAAGAGAUGACAAGGAAAAUAUGUGUUUCUUGAAAUACCGAAAAGAGUCGAAAAACGUAGUGAACGAAUAACGAGAAACGAAGAAACGAGAAGAUUGACGGAAAAAGAGAGAGGGAGAGAGACGGGAAGAAACGUGCGGUGGAAGAAAACGGAAACGCGGAGAAGGGGAGGGAGAUAUAGAGAUUUCUGGGCACGCGCACUUCACCUGCUAGCGUGUAGUGGCACGCGCCAUACUCACCGCCUCCUCCCUGCCACCCCCGUCGUCACUCCACGCUGCACCCCUCUAUCUCUCUUUGCCCACCUCAUCCAUUCUCUCCUGUUUCUCUCUCUCUCUCUCUCUCUCUCGCACGCGCGCCCUCCUGGCGCUAUCGCCGUGUUCGUCGCCGCUUUCCUCCCCCUCUCCCGCGGGAAUCCCCUCCCGUGUUCCUCUCUCACGCGUGCCGCGGCCACGAAGAGGCCGGGACGCGCGGGAGUCAAUCGCUCGCGGUCUUCGACAGGGCGAGCACCCAAGGUCCUUGCACUCCUCUUCCCUUCUCAGUGCGCUUCAGUUGGCGAACGUUUGCCAAGUCUCUGUCUCUCGGCCUAUUGAACUAAUAUCGGCGACGAUCUUGGCGAAUAGAACGUUUUUCCUUUUUUUUUUUUGUGUGAGAUUUUUCCUUCCUCGCAGCAAUCUCACACGUGUAUAUCAUCAUAGAGAGUUAGAGAAAGAGGAAAAGGGACAAGCGACAGCAAGAUAAGCAACCAUAAACAACGUUAUUCCAACUUUCUCGCCCGGCAUUUGUGCCGUAAUUCGCGAGUGCACAAGUGCUCCUUGACGGCUGAUACGGGAGUGCUUACGUUUCGUUCGUUUCGUUAAAGAGACAUAGCGAUUAUUCUGCUCUCUCGUUGGGCGUCGAGAGGCCGAGACGCCGCACGACGAGAGUCGUCAACCGAUGUUUGCGUAUGAAAGAAUCCGGUCGCCUACCUCCGUCUCAUCCUCCUUCUGCUGUGCGUCUGCUGCGAGGGGGGGGACGCGCGCGAUCUCUGUAUUGUAAACCGAGUGAGCAAAGGGGAAACGGAGAGAAGGACGACGACGACGAAGACGACAACGACAACGACAACGACGAGGAGAGUCGUACGAGCGAGGCGCGCGAGGAAAAUACGAACGGGACGACACACACGUUGGGACGACGAAAGGCGGGAAAGAAGAAGACGCGUGAGAAGAAGGCAGGAAACGGAAAAGAGCGGAGUCCACGAUAUAGAGGGGGAAGCGACGCGUGCUUAAACGCGUCGUUCCUUCCAACGUCAGACGAAAAUAGCCUCGCGAGACUAAGGUAGGCGCGAACACAGACGAACGAACGAAACAUUGAUGACGAAGGAGGGGAGGACGAACAAGAAUGCGAGGCCGAUAUAACAGUCCGUCGCGUUUUGUGCUGUGCGACAAGUGGUGAUUGGAAUCAACGACGAUUCUCUCAGCGAUUAGAGAGAGAGAGAGAGAGAGAGAGAGAAAGAGAAAAUUUACGCUGAACGCGGAUUGUCAGCACUUUUUGGUAUCGUGGUGACGGUGUGGCGGCUUUCCCCUCCGCCAGGAGAGUUGACGUUUGACGUGCGAGCGAUCAGCUGUUCGCCGGAGCGCGCGAGAAGCCCACGCGUGACGUCGUGCGAGAACCGAGAAUCCGCGCCGCGUAUUCCGCGUCGCCGUUCAGAAAACCACCUGUUGACGAUUUACGAGGGAAAAUCGAAGCGCGCGGUCGCGCAUCGUCGCGAUUUUCUUCGUUCUGUGUUCAUCCGUUCUCACGCUCGAUCGAGAUCACGUUGUCAAGAGACUGUUUUCUGGAACGAAAGCGUGUGCGAUACGAGACGAUAACGCAAACAUCGGUAGGAAACGGCGUGUUUUCUUGAUGUGUUAGAAGGACGAGAAUUGUGUGAAUUUGUCAAGACUGUUUUUCUAAAAAAAUAUUCUUCAAAAAACAAACUGUCGUUUUUUUUUGCAAAAAAUGUAAAUUUUUAUUAAAAGAAUCUUUGUGUGAUAAAUUGUUUUUUGAAAAAUUAUUAAAGUGCGAGACUGUAUGUCGCACGUUGUAGAGACGUUUCGCAUCACGUCAAUUGUUUUUUACAAUCGGUGUGUUAUCGUCGAUACGUAUCUGUCGCCGACUCUAUAUGAGAACUCGAGUGCAGAGGUCAGGAAAUAGCUAGCGAACGAUACGCGACGUAUACGCACACACAUAUGCGUGAGCAAGGUCGAAAGAAAUACUUCUUAGUGUUCUCUCGGUGAGAGGAUCGGUGACUUAAGUGAAGAAGCGAUACGCCGAGCGACAAAAAAAAAUUCUGCAAUACGCAUGCAUGGAAAUAACGUCGACGUGUUAAUGCAUAUCGACGGCAAUAGCUAGUCAAAUUGUUAGAUGGGCAUUAUAUAUACAUUUGACGGACGAUCGAUAUAAAAUCAACGCUACGUUCCGAGAGUCUGAACGAGGUACGAAAGACUCAAGUGACAUUCAACAGCAACGAGUGCACGGACAUUAAUUAAAUAAAGACUCUCCAAUGCAGUUUAUCGCGCUUUUUCCACGGUUCCAGAGUGGCAUUUAGCUCUCAUUCGAUGUCAUGGAGAUAACGAUAUAAUCAAAUCAAACGCGCGAGCGAGCUAGACCCGGACAAGUGUAUUGUUCGUUUGUGUGGACAUACGUUUUUGACGCAAACAACGUUGACUUCUUAACAGCCAUUCGUCACAGUUGGCGAUUAUUCAAGAACAUUUAACAGAUAUAUCGGACGUUGUGACAACGCAAAAAAAAACGGUGACGCGUAUCGUUGUAAGCGAGUGAAAGAAAGAUGACAUUCAAGUUUCGUUGAUAUCUACGAUCACCACGAAAAAGUGUCUCGACAAGCGUUUUUUAAAGCAGAUAACAUUCUGCUGCGUUGAAACUACGACACAGAGAACGCAAGACUUGGAGGGGCAUGGUAGGCCCCCCUCAGCCAGGGCCUCAGGCCCGGGUGGCCUCUCUAUGAAAAGAAAUCUUCCUUCUACCACGUCGUUCAUGCCACAAUAAAUUACCUGGAAUGAUGCAGAAAUACCUCAAGAGGACGGCCGAGGAUUUGGAGCCUGCCGGUGCUGGUAGCGGCGAUGCUGGCUUCGGCGAGCCGCCAGUUAAGCUGCAAUGCACGCAGGGUCAGCAUCAGCAUCAGCAGGCCCAGGGCGGCGGUGGUGGCGGUGGGCCUCAUCAUGGUCAUGGCCAACAUCAGCCGGGGAACAACGCGAACUCGACGGGUCCUACGCCCGGCGGCGGGGGCGGUACUGGUGGCGGUGACGGGAACGAGGGUCUCACCAAGUUCCAAGUGCAGAUCGUUCAGCAGUUGGAGUUCACGACCUCGGCGGCGAAUAAUUCGCAAGCACAGGCGAUCUCGACGAACGUAACGGUGAAAGCAUUGACGAAUGCGUCGGUCAAGAGCGAUCUUCUGAAUGCGUCUUCCUCGCCGAAGCCCGGUCCAGAUACGUCCGCGUCCGCUACAUCCAGACCGCAGGCCGGAAACGGCAAUGGUCCCGGGCCCGGCGCGGGUGGUGGGCCUGUACCCGGUGGCGCCGGCGGCAGCGGCGGCAUCGGUUGCGUCGACAUCGGUAACCUGGUCGAAUGCAAGCAGGAGCCCGACAACGAAUUCGUGGAUCUGGAACAAUGCGCCGCCGCGCUAGAGAAAGAUGCCGCAGCGAAUGGCACCGGCUUUCCUGGCUUCUCCGAGUUUAUGGGCGACGAUACCGGCGACGAGAUUAUCACGUCGGACGCUUUCAAGGAUCUUAUCUCCGAGAUAUCGGAUUUCCAUCCGGAAUUUAUGAAGGACUUUGAUUUCGAGGACAAGAGCGUCGACACGCUGGCGAACAAUGCCGUGGCGGCGGCUGCUGUCGCCGCAGCGGCCGCUGCUGCUGCCAAUAACAAUAAUAAUAGCAACAAUAACAACGGGCUCUCGACGAAUAAUGGACAAAUCAAGAUCGAGGAUGACAAAGACGCGAUGCAUCCGCAGCAGCAGCAGCAUCCGAACAGCGCGAACAACGGUGUUAAUAACAACAACGUCGGUAAUAACAACGGCAACACGAUGCCAGCCAACUCGAGCCCGGGCGGUCUCGGUUCCUCGCAAUACUCGCCCGCACGACUUCCUUAUUCCGGUCUGGAUUUCAAAUCGGAGAUGAGCCCCGCGGCCCAGACGCUCAAGCAAAUGGCCGAGCAGCAUCAGCACAAGAGUCAACAACUGGGUCUAGGCGGAUUCAAUCCAACGGCGGCCGCAGCGGCGCGGGGUCCAACUGCGAGGUCCCCGUACGCCGAGUUUCCUCAGUUUGGUGGCGCGUCCGAUUAUCUCGGCAGUCCGGGAAGCACGGGCCCAACUGGCGGACAGAAUCAGGCCACAGGCACCGGAACCGGCUCGUAUCACAAAAACAAUGGUACGCCGACUUUUGGGAACCAGCAAACGAACGAUAUGUUUGUCAGUUCGCAGACGCAAUUUGCCGCGGCGGGUCUGACAGACAUGAAGAGGCCUCAGCCGGCUCAGACUGGCGGCAAGCCUAGCAUGCUCGGACCCAGCGGUUACAAGCAACAAUACUCGCCGUACGGUAGCCCGGGCUCGAUGCCGAAUCACGGCAGUCCGGGAUACCCAUUGCCACCUAGAGGAUCCCAAGGUGGCGGACCGAACCAGACCGGCUCGCAAGGACCCUUUACCACAAACUCCACACCGCCGAGACCUCCUUCCGGACCCGGUACUUCCACCCUGCAGAUCAAUCAAGCUCAGCAACUGCACAUCAGUAAUCAGAUACAAGUGUCGGCCGGCCAACAUAUGCAGCUUACGGGCGACCUGAAGCCGGUCGUGUCUGUCGCGGCGCAGCAGGGUAUGUACUUCAAUCAACAACAGACGCAGAAUCAGGGCGGGCCUUCGGCCAACCAGACCGACACCUACUGUUCGGUCUCGCAGUCGCAGACCAUCAACUUCACCCAGCAGAGUCUGAGGCAGAGAGCGGCCGCGGCUGCGGCCGCUGGUGGGGUCCCGCAACCUGGGGCUGGUGGUCCGGGAACGCGAGGUCAUCCGCAGCAGGUAUCACCAGCCCAGGUCGAUCAGCAUCAGCACGCGAAGCUUCUUCAGCAACAGCAGCAACUGAUGCGCGCGCAACAGGUGAUACAACAGCAGCAACAGCAGCACAUGGCAGGCGGAAUGGGAGCUGUCGUAAGGCCGCCACCGCCCGAAUACAAGGCUGCGGCCCAAGCACAGAUGAUGCAUGCUAGUAUCGGAAUGGGUCAGCAAGCGAGGUUCGCGAAUGCCGGACCCAUGCGUAGAGUUACGCAACAACCUAUGCCACCGUCAGGUCCGAUGAUGAGGCCACAAAUGGCGCAACAACAGCAACAGCAGGCGUUACACGCGGCCGGUGGUAAUAUGUACAUGAGUGGUGGCGGGAUGGCCGCUAUCGGCGGUAUGCAUCAAAUGCACCAACGGCUAGGCUAUCCGAGAACUAACAAUCAACGGCCGCCCAACGUUAGCGUCGGCCCUCCAGACGGCCUUGGGAACAGCAUCGCGGGUCGUGGCCCUCAACAGGAAUGGGGACGACACGUUCUAAUGCAGCAACAGCAACAGGGCUUUCAAGCGCAAAUGCGAUCGCAAUUCAAUCAGCAAGGUCACCAAGGUGGCUUUGGCAUGGGUGGCGCAGGCAGCUCAAUGCAAAUGACCGCGGCGCAGAUGCAGCAUCAGCAGUUAAUCCGUUCACAAAACGGUAAUAUAGCCGGCUCGGGAAUGGCUAACAGCACGCAGAUGCAACAAUUGUUGUCGCAACAACAUCAACAACAAACGCUGGCCAUGCAGCAAAACAACAACCAAAUGUCAUUGCAGAUGCAGAUGUCACAGACAGCUUCCGUUAAUUCGGUAAACGUUACUGGAACUGGUUCUCCGUUGCAUCCGCAUCAGCAAUACGGCGCGGGUAGCCCGGGAGUGCGGAGUUUGCCGCCACCGCAGCAACACCCUCAACCGCCACCGCCUACCGCUACUACGGAUCCGUCCGUGGCGGCCGCUGACUUUAGCCUCGAAUUCCUGGAAAAUCUUCCUACAGGAGACACGUCAAAUUUCAGCGCUCAAGAAUUGCUUAAUUCUCUCGAUUCUACGGCCGGUUUUAAUCUCGAUAUUCUGUAAUGAGAUCAUUACGUCUGCUGUGUGGUCGGUAUGUCAGCCAAUAUGUCGAUUUAUUACAAUGGGACGCAAUCAUACAUCAAGUAUAAAAUAUAUAUUUGGUGCGACGAUAUCUACAAAUUUUACUUUGUCUGUCCGCGUAUUGAUUUGUCUCCCACCAUACUUGCCCUUACUAUAUUACAAAGUCGAUUUUUUGUGUGCAUAUUAAAAGUCAAAGACUUUUAUUUAUUAUAUUUUUCUUAAACAUACAAAAAUUUAAUUCUGAAUUAAAAAGAAACAAUCUAAGGCGUAUUUAAUUCAAUCAAACAUGUGAGUUUUGUGAAGUAUGAUGUAUAAAUAAUAUCUUUGUAAUAGAAAAAUUUGCUGACUUCCGACCUCGCGAUGAAGGAAUGGGCACAAGUUGGUGACACACGUGAUAUCGUUUAUUGCAAACUCGUUUGUUACUUGAUGACUGAAUGACAGUUACCACCUACCGGUGCGACAACGUUCCACAACCGGUCGUGGUGCAUUCUCGGUCGCCGUUUUUUCGUGGUCACCGACUUAUUCUUCUAGGCAAUCACAUUUUAGUAAAAUUUAAUUUUGUAAUAAUAACCGCCGAGGGAGGCGAGGAAGUUAAUUCAACGGAGAUAUAAUGCGUGGGAUAUCAAGAGAUACGUGGAAAUCGUUCUAUAUCUCUCGUUUUCUUAUUUAGCAACAAUUGCGUGCUUGGAGAAAAACGCAAGAACCCGCGAUUCCUAUUUUUUCAAGUUCGCCUAUGGCUAUACCGAGAACGAUCGAUAAAUUUUCUCGAGUGCUCGCGUCGACGACACUUGCGGUGACUUCGACGGGCAUUCCACAAGACGAUUCUUCUCUCCCUUGAUCUUUCACGUCGAAAUCCGCGCAAUUAAAUAGAGAUAUUGAUACGAUUAGAGUUUACUUGGUUGAACGUAUUCGACCGCAAAAUUGGUUACCUUGCGCCAGCCUGUCGAUACAAUAAAAAAUAAAAAAAAAAUUUCUUGCUGAAUCGCAUUGCUAACAUUAAUGCAAUAUCUUCAAAAAAAGAAAUCUUUAUUGUACAUAAAUAGUAAAAACUAAAGAAAUUUGAAACGUUAUAUAAAAUCGUACAGCUUAGCCGAGUAUUUAAAAAUAAGAAACUUAUAAUAGAUCAUUAUUAUGAUGAAAUGACAGAGAAUAUCAAUAACGAUGAUGAUAAUAUGGCGAUGCAAAUGGAAAUACAAAUGGAAGAAAGAUUAGUUGCAGAUUUCUUUUCUUUCUUGUAACAUUGUGACAUUAUUAAUAUUGUGACAUUAUUAAUAAUUCUGCAAAUGAUUUGAAGCACGAAUUUCAAUUGAUUGUUUUUGAUGCGAUAACUAUUCGUAUUUUCUCAAAAACAAUAAUUUUUCGGAACUUUGCGUGGAACGAAUUAUAUAUUGAAGCGUACCGUUGUGUAUAUUUACUUUCUACUUCACCACGAUUAUUUGCAAUUUGGAUAUAAUGUGAUAUAACACAUUUGGGAUUAAAAUAUAAUAAAUAUAUUUAUCGAUUGGCAAAUGUGCUCUAUAUGUAUUAAUACAUUCAUUUUUGUCGUUUUCUACUAUGUUUCUUCAAAUUUCUCGUUAAUGGUAUAUUCGUUACAACAUCAUGUAACUAUCAUCGUAUAAUCACUAUUAUUUUAUAUAUAAGUACAUAUACUAUAUAAAUAUUAUAAGUUUCUUAUUUACUUGACUAAACUAUGCGAUCUUAAAGUUUUGAAUAUUUUUUAUUUUUCAAAAUCUGUGUACAAGAUUUUCCUUUAAAAAAUAUUGCAUUAAUAUAUACGUUUUAACGGGAAAUUUUUUUAUUUUCUUUUAUUCAUCAAAAUCUUAUGCUUUAUUUCAAAUUUUAAAUUGCUGCAAAUUAUAUGCAGAAUUGUUAAUAACGUUAUAAUAUAAUUCAAUGCUAUUAGAAAGAAAAGGAAUCUGCGACUAAUCUUCCAAAUAGCGAUACAUUCCAUAAAUAAAAAAAGGAUAGCGAUCUGUGGUUUGUCUAAUCAAAAGUAUCAUUUUUAAAGGCAAAAAGCUCCAGAUAGAAAGAACUAUUAAUAUUGUAUUAUAAGAGAAGCAAAGAUAUAUUGAAUCCCAUGCUUGAAUGUAUGUAUGCAUAUAUGUGUAUAUACACAUCACACACAUACAUGCAUACAUGUAUAUACAUACAUACGUAUCGCAAAAAGCACAUCCUCGAUUGUUCGCCGAAAGCGUGCACGAAGACUUACUGUCUUUCUUUCCUUUGCUUGUGCAAAACGUACAAAAUGAUAAACAAGGAUCAAUAUAAUACUGAUGAUUUUAGUCAAUCUUUCUAUUUUUAAAAUAUUGAAAGUUAGAAGAACACCUCUGUUCUUUCUCAUCCUUUCGUUUUCUCUCUUAUCGUCCUUUUUUUUAUACUAUUUUGUUAUGAUCUUAAUAUUUUUGUAGGAAUUCAAUGCUUUUAUUAUUAAAAACGAUUUAACAUGGAAUUUAUUCUAUAUGUCCGUAUUUAUUCAAAAUGGCUACUUUUUAUAUGAUGUUUCUUUUAUAGAUAUUUAUAAAUAAUACAAAUAUAUGCCCCAAUCAUGAUUACCAUCAAGAAAUUAAUACGCCGCCUUAAUUUUCUUUGCCUCGAUUACUAUUAUUAUUAUUAUUAUUAUUAUUAUUAUUAUUAUUAUUAUUAUUAUUAUUAUUAUUAUUAUUAUAUUAUAUUAUAUUAUUUGGUGCGGGGUUUAAUUUUUAACAACUACGAAUAAAAUCUAAUCGGAAGUUUUCAUAUACAUUUUCAACAAACAUACACAAUCAAGUAUGUGCGUUUUGUGUGUCCAUAAUUUUUUUUUAUGUGUGGAUACAACAUAUACAUAUAUGUAAAAAAAUUGUUGAUUGUCUGUCGAAAGUGUACGCGAAGACUUUUGAUUGGAUUUUAUUGUCACGACUCAUCGCUAAAAAUUAAUGACAAGUCUCGCGCCAAGUGGAUCAAGAUAUAAUAAUAAUAAUUCUUUUAAUUUUCUCAUUUAGGCAGGAGAUUCUAUUGUUUUAUAAAAUAUUGGGGCCACAUCAAUAUAAUCUUAAAAAAAUAAUAAAAAACAAAGGAUUGGGAAGGAAAAAAUAAUGCUCUAAUUCUAAUUAUCUUUAAAAUAGGAAGAUUGACAAAAAUCACCACUAAUAUAUUAAUGGUUGUUUAUCAUGUUGUACUUUUCGCACAAACGAAGAAGGGGGGAAAAAGGCAGAAAGGCGAAAUUGCGCAUUGUUAUAGAAAAAAGAGCAUCAGGGACCAACCAAGAGAAAAAAAUGCUUGAUGUCGAUUGUCACAGUGGAUCGUUGUCUCUCUCUCUUUUCUGACAUAAAUUAAUAGCAGUGCCUAAAAAAUUGAUUUGUUAUCGAGUUAGAUUAACAUACGGUGUAAGGAUUUUCUCAAAGACUGUACGGGAUUUAUAUGCACAUACGCAUAAAUAGGAGUCGUGCAUCAUUGAGAAAUUUUGAUAUUAAUGCGCCAUAUUAAUUUCUGGAGAAUAAUUAUGAUUGGAACACGUAUAUAUUCGUAUUAUUUAUAAAUAUUUAUAAAAGAAACAUAUAAUAAAUAUUCAUAUAUGGCAUUUCGUAUAUAGAAUAAAUUUCAUGUUAAAUUGUUAUUAAAAGCGCGCUUUGAUUUCCUACAAAAAUAUCUCUUUACUUAGAUAUAAACAUUUCUAAUGAAAAAUCAUCUUAUUAAUAAUACUAAUGUAUUGUGUAGUCCAACGAAAAUUCUUGGUUAUUAAAUUGGUUAAAAAGAAAUAUAAUCCGCGCGUUUAAAUAUAUAUAAUAUAUUAUUGUAUAUAUUUUCUUUUUUUUUUCAUAACUUGAAUAUCUUCCAACGACGACCGGCUACCUUUUGCGUUUCGAUCUGUGUUAUGAUCCCAUACUAGGUCGAGUAGCAGCCUAACGUUGCUGCUCGUGGGUGGGCCUCGCGGCAGGAGGAUCAAUAUCACCGUGAGGGAGAGGAAACGAGCCGACUGAGAAUGGGAGCAAGGGGAUAGGAACCGCCGCCACGAUGAGGGAUAAGGAUUACAAGGGCGGCGGCGGCGGCGGCGACGAUGUCAGUGGGAGGGAGAAGGGGGAAAAGGAAAUAGUGAAGGGUAUGCGAGAAUCGCGCACCCUGAAAAUGUCAAUUCGUCGUUCCGCGGCUCUUCAUGAAAUUACGAUCGUGAUAAGGGUUGGUCCGCGUGACGACCUCGUUCGAUUUACAACGCUCGCACCCCGCUGUUAUUCUCAUCCCCACGGCUCCGAGACGCGCGAAAACGUCUUGAAACGUAUUUCAUUGUCAUCCUGAAACGAGUUUCAUUAUUUUUCACGUCCAUGAGAUCACGUCUAUGUCUCACCUCAUUCUGCGUUUAAUUAUAUUACGUGCUUCGGAAAUAUCAUUUUGGAUUCCCGUUUAUAAUAUUUUAAUGAUUUGGCAAAAUGCGUCAAAAAAUCAUUUCCAGCGGAUAUUUCUGAAAAUCAUUAGCAUCGUCAUUUAGAGUUGCCUGGUACAGCCGUAUUUCUGAGCCGGUCAUAUUCGCGACUCGUCGUUUCGCACGGUGCGCUUUCAUCGAUCCAAUGCGCAAGCAGAACAACGAUCCACUGGCCGACAUCGCACGUUUCCUCGUAACAAUUCUCCGACAAUGAUGAUGACCGAGUCGCUCGUGAAAAUAUAUUGUGAAACGCUAUAUCAAUUAGUGCGUUGACUUUUCGCGAUAUAACGCUGCGCGAGGCGAUAUAUACGAGGGAUGCUCGCAAUAUCGUGAAAUCUUCAUUCUCGAUAACGAGCAUUUAGACGAACGUGGUGAUAUAUCAAAAUUAUGCUGUAUUUGCAUUCUGAGAACGAAAAGUUUAUAAUAACUUUGGACGUAGUCGUCUUUUUUCUGAACAUCGGGAGCAAUGUUUUCACACGUUUUUCCAUAAUCUUUCCUUCCCUCGCGGUCUUCUUUUUUUGCAAAAAAAAAAAAAAAAAAGAAAUGUUGAAGACAGAAUCUUGAACGAGAGAAAAUUGUACGCUCUAAGAUAGUUGGUCUCGAAAAAUUUAGAUAUCAAUUAACCACCACACGGGGGAUAUUUAGUGGGAUCAGUAUUUCUACGCGAAAAGGUUUUGAUAUAUACAUAUACAUUAUAAAAAAGAAGAAAAAAAAUUAAGUAAGUUUAUAGGGGGGAGGGGGUGAUUAUAUCGACGAAGAGAGCACGACGAUGACAUACGAUGCAUCGAUUUCGUUUUCUUUGUCGUUGUAAAUAUCGUAGAUGCAAAAUAAGAAAGAAAAAAGAUUAGAUAGACACGUAUGUAAUAAUAUGAGAGAGAACGAUGCGAAUGGAUCGAGCGGGCAGUUUUCCUGACGACAUUUUCAUUGCGAUGAUCGACGAUCGCGCUGACGGUUCUCUUCGAACGUGUACGAGGCGAAUAUGACAGAGACGUUUCUCUCCGCGAAUUCUUCCUGAUUCAGCGAAUCGCUCUCAAAGCGUCGAAACGGAUCGCACCUGAGGUGCCGCCCUGAGAAUUGAGACGUCUUUUGACUCGUCAUUGCGUAGAAGAGAGCCGACAUGUGCUUCAAAUUCUAAAAUUAUCUUCGUAUAUGUAUAUCUGAGGAAACUGCGAAAAAUUGCGUUGAUUUCGCGCGGAAGGUACAAUCGAGAGUUACUCCAUUCGCCGAAUCGCUUUCGCGAUGCGAGGGCGAUGUAUUGUGUGUGUGUGUGUGUGUGUGUGUGUGUGUGUGUGUGUGUGUGUGUGUGUGUGUGUGUGUGUGUGUGUGUGUGUGUGUGUGUGUGUGUGUAUGUAUGUAUGUAUGCGUGCGUGCGUGCGUGCGUGCGUGUAUAUGGGUAUGUGUGUUUUAUGUGAUGAUUGUUUUAUAUUUAUUGUUAAUGCUUAACUUAUAUAUUCAUUGUUAAUAAUGAAUAUAAAACGCAUCUUCCUCGAAAAGAAUAGGUAGCAUUGAUCGAUUUAAUCCUCCCAAAUUUAUUAGAUCACUAUUUGAUUCUUGUCGAUAUGGCAAGUAGAUAAAUGAAUCUUUUUAUAAUUUUGUCAAGGGAGGAUUAAUAAAACGACGUAAUAUAUGCGUUUGCGAUCGAGAGGCAUCGUUGAUCAUCGGGCGAUUUGUCAGAUACGCAUACAACGCACGCGAUUGAGCGAGGCAGCAAUAAAAGAAAGAGAACGAAAAUAAAAGAGAACGAGUGAAAGAAAAGGGUGCAAGAGAGAAAGAGAAAGAGAGAGAGAGAGAGAGAGAGAAAGAGAGAAAGCGAAUCUGUAAAUAAUAGUGUUGCAUUAUUAUUUAUGUUGCUACCGUGGCGAGUAAUAGUAAAUUAUCGUAACGAUACGUAAUUUAAAAAAAAGAAAAAGCAGAAAGUGAGGAUUAACACGCACGGAAAAUAUGUACAUAAGUUAUAGGUAUAUCUCUCCUAAUAAAGGAUACUUUUAUGGAUAGUUAUUUUUAUUACUAUUAUAUUAAGUAAUAUGAUUAUAUAUUAUUAUAUUAUAUUAUUAUAUUAUAAUACAAUGAUUAUAUAUUAUUACCAUUAUACAUUAUUAGUUAUUACUAUUGUCAUUAUUAAUAUUAUGAUUAGCAUUGUUAUUCUUCGGCCAAUGAUCUCAAAAGAAAAUAGUAAUUGCGUUCGUACGAGAAUGCGCCGAUUUUUGAAAUUCAUUCGACAACACGCGCAUGAAAUGGAUCCUUUGUUGAUGAAACGAGUUUUUACGUUUUAAAACGAGUUUUAUUUCUGGCCUACGUACUCUCUAAACAUGUUUAUGAUGCAUACAUCCUAGAUGUGUGUCAUUGUUUCUUUUCUUCUAAUUAUUAAAUCUACGCUUCUUAUGCAACGCAUUCCAAGAAUGAAAUUUCUUCAGGACAAUUUUCUUUUAUUGCAUAAGAAACGAAUGUAAUUUAAUUUACUUUUACGGUUAUACUAUAUAAUAUCUAAUUAAAUAAUUUUUGAAAAAAUUAGAAACUUGUUUUUAAAGGAAGUUUACAAGCAAUAUUACAAAAUAAUAUUUGUUUUGAUAUAUAUCUGUAACCCAUAUCGGUUAUAAAUAUUAAGUAAAAUUUAUUGAUCUAUUUGUGCUAGUAGCUAAAUUUAAAAUGUUUAUAAUAUAUUUAUGAAUUGUUUUGUGACUUCCAGUCCAACAUUUUUACGAUUAAACAAAUCAAACUGCAUAUUAUGCAAUCGACAUAUCGGAUCAUUUUGGUUCCAGUUAUAUAUAACAGCGAUGGAGUAAUUGGCAAUUAUUCAUAAACAUGUUUUAUCGAAUGAGAGUCAAGACAUUUUUUCAUGUCUUUGUAUAUUUUUAUGCAAUGUUGUAGAAUGAUAUUGUUUCAAAUAUAUUAUACAGAUAAUAAUAAACAAAUUUAUAUGCAA